This is a messenger RNA of Dentiscutata heterogama, 536 nucleotides long. The record is from the annotation of a GenBank genome assembly. Lineage: Eukaryota; Fungi; Glomeromycota; Glomeromycetes; Diversisporales; Gigasporaceae.
AAAAACUUGAAAAAGAAUUAAAGAAACUCUUCAGAAAUAAAGAAAAAGGAAGAGAACAACAACAACUACCCAGUAUAACAAACUUACAAAAAAAAUAUAUAGACCUCGAUAAAACCUGGAAAAAAAUACAAAGAGCAAUUCAAAAAGUGGCAAAAAGUACACUACCUAAAAAAGAAAAGAUACCUAAGCUUCAAGACCACCAAAUUGAAAAUGAGAAGUUGAAAGAUUUGAGGAAAGAUAUAAGAGUAACAGGAAAAUGGUGUCGUAAGCUCAAAAAACCUUUACAUUUCGAGAAUACAACAAACUCAUAUGAAGAGGAGGUAAGCAAGGAAGCAAGAGAAUGGCUAGCAGUAUUAAAAGACAAAUAUAUAGAAGAUCAGUCUGAAGCAGGUACACAAGAUUGCCAAGAAGAAACGAAUGAUAGAAGAGAGCUUGAGAUAUGGUGGAAAAGCCUUUACAAAACAUGGCAAUCAAAAAAGAGAAAAGCAGAGAAAAAAGAAAUACAAGAACAUAUUGAAAGAAGACAUGCGAUAAUA